Molecule: messenger RNA, 1737 nt
Organism: Auanema sp. JU1783
Lineage: Eukaryota; Metazoa; Nematoda; Chromadorea; Rhabditida; Rhabditidae
Source: the annotation of a GenBank genome assembly
UUGGCCGCAAUAGCCAAAGAAGAAGUUUUAGAUUUAGAUUAUGAAGAGCCUAUAGAGCAAGAGGAAUCGGAUUCUGGUGAAAUACCUGACUCAACACCUCCUUCCCCAUCCAAAAGUGAAGUUAAAGAAGAGCGUUGCUCGUCGGAAAAGGAAGAAGGUGAAUUGGAAGAAGGAGAAAUAUCAGAUAGCGAAGAUGAAGGCGAAAUAAAAGCUAAUGGAGUAGAUGAAUAUUCAUCCAAAGGAAAAAUUCCAAUAACUAGUCGGCUAAGUAGACCGAACACGGCUAACGUGGUAGUUUCGUUUCGAAAAGAGGGUGGGUCUCGUAAGCGUAAGAAUAGAAACAAUCGGAAUAAACUUGAUAGAGACAAAGGCAAUGAAACAUCUUGGGAAAGAACGUUGCGUUCAGCAAGGGAAGCAUUGACCAGAGAUUCACAGCCUAGAGAUAGUUUUCAGCGUUCGAAAAGUAGAUCAUUGUCUCCCGAGUCUUGUCAAAUUCCAUCAUUGCUAGAUUUACAAAUGUCUCCACCUCCGAAGUUUAACUCAUCCAGGGUGGCACCAAAGGACUUGGGUCCACAAGUGAUUUAUCCUAAUGGUCAUCCAAACCGUAGAAAGAAUGAGAAUAUGCGUCGUAAUUCUGGGAAGAAUAGUUUGAAGCAUUCUCCUCGAAGAUCUCCUUCGAAACGACAACGUGAAUCUCCGGGGCUCAAAAACUCUCCUCCAGCGAAGCGUCAAGGGUUUUCACCAGUCAGAGAUGCAUCACCGAUCAGUAGUGAAUCUGAUAGUUGGACGAGAGAUGAAAAUUUUGAGUCUAAACGAAAAAAAAACAAAGCUGACAAUGUUUCUAGCAUAAUAAGUGACCCGUGGGCCAGAAAAAAAACUGUCGAGAGACCCGAUGAGGAGAGGAAGAAAAGAUCAUCUGAUCGCUCAAGUUCUUCAAGUUGCCCUGAUGAUAGAUCGAUUUCACGAUCUAGCUCGUCUUCGGAUGAUGGAAGGAGAAAAAAUAAAACGAAGUCUCCUCCUCGUGGCGACAUAAGUUACUACAGAAUUCCGAAAAAAGCCCGACAAUCUGCAGGAUCAGAUGUUUCAAGCCGGAGAUCUCGGAUCAGUGGGGAUUCGAGAAACCCUGGUCGUUCGGACUUUGACAAGUCUAAUAAAUAUGACAGGUUCAAAAACAGACGAUGCUCUCCUUCUGAACUAGUUGAGAAAAUUAGUGAUAGUGAGUCUGACAGCGAAAACUCCAAAAAACGUUCUAGUUCGGGAUCUGCAUCAUCACGAUCCAGCAUUUCUAGGUCGUCAUCACCUGCUCUUCCCGCCAAAUAUAGGGUUAAUGUCAGUAAACCUAGAAGUGCAUCACCCAUAAGUGAAGACGAUGUAGAUAGUCGGAAAAGUAGUGUAUCACCAGCAAGAAACAGUCCUGUGAAGCACAAGUAUGUGCCUGAUCCUGUGGCUGUUUCUCCCAUAUCUGAUGAUAGUCCAGAACCAGAAGAGCGUUUCAAAGAGGAAGCUACAUUGGGUAUUCAAGAAACUGUUGCAUCGAAACCUCGACCUGCAUCUGCGAGAACCCCUAGUGGAAGUCCGCCUCCUUCCUCCCCUCCAGCUAAGAAAAUAAAAGAUGAAAAAGUAGAUUCGGUUCAAGCAGAGAAAAUAAGAAGAAAACAAGAGCUUCAGGAAGAACUCAAGCAAAUAGAGGCAGAAUUAGAAAGGAAAAGAGCCUCUCAAAGCAGUUCUUCCACUUAA